AAGACGGAAGCAUGCCACUUCUCACGCAAGCGGGCGGACCCCACCCUUGACCUUGGCGAAGCCCCAUUCACGGGAGACACACCGCUGAAGCCGGUGCCUGUAUUGCGGCACCUGGGCUUCUACCUUGACAAGAAGAUGACGUUUCGUGCACACGUGCGCUUCUACGGUGCGCGUGCGGCGAGCACUGCGCAGUCGCUCCUGAUGCUUGGCAAUUCCAUCCGAGGCAUGCCGCCUGCACAGCGACGGACAUUGUACAAGUCGUGCGUGGUACCCCUGAUGACGUACGGAUGUCAGUAA
This is a messenger RNA of Trametes versicolor FP-101664 SS1, 297 nucleotides long. RefSeq lists its product as uncharacterized. The record is from RefSeq and is a predicted model, not a curated record. The annotation marks the transcript as partial. Lineage: Eukaryota; Fungi; Basidiomycota; Agaricomycetes; Polyporales; Polyporaceae. The transcript has a single exon.